Pelodiscus sinensis (Chinese soft-shelled turtle) is the source of this 783-nucleotide messenger RNA. The record is from the annotation of a RefSeq genome assembly. NCBI's taxonomy places the organism in Eukaryota, Metazoa, Chordata, Testudines, Trionychidae.
AUGGCCCACCAAACACAUGCCUACCACAUAGUAGACCCAAGCCCAUGACCCCUAACAGGAGCAACAGCAGCAUUACUAUUAACCUCAGGCCUAGCAAUAUGAUUUCACUAUAACUCAACAACACUAAUAACCUUAGGCCUACUAACUACACUCAUAACAAUGAUACAAUGAUGACGGGAUAUUGUACGAGAAAGUACAUUUCAAGGACACCACACUAUACCUGUACAAAAAGGCCUACGAUACGGAAUAAUUCUAUUCAUCACAUCAGAAGUAUUCUUUUUUAUCGGUUUCUUCUGAGCUUUCUACCAUUCAAGUCUAGCCCCAACCCCAGAACUAGGAGGAAGCUGACCUCCAACAGGAAUUCACCCAUUAAACCCAUUUGAAGUCCCUUUAUUAAAUACAGCAGUACUAUUAGCUUCAGGUGUAACAAUCACCUGAGCUCACCAUAGCCUAAUAGCAGCUAACCGAAAUCAAUCAAUCCAAGCAUUAACUAUUACUGUUACAUUAGGAUUAUACUUCACAGCCCUACAAGCCAUAGAAUAUUAUGAGGCACCAUUCACAAUCGCCGAUGGAGUCUAUGGCUCCACAUUCUUCGUAGCAACAGGAUUUCAUGGCCUACAUGUAAUUAUUGGAUCAACAUUCCUAAUCGUAUGUCUACUACGACUAAUCAAAUUCCACUUCACCACUGCCCACCAUUUUGGUUUUGAAGCAGCCGCAUGAUAUUGACACUUUGUAGAUGUCGUCUGACUGUUCCUAUAUAUUUCAAUUUACUGAUGAGGUUAA